Molecule: messenger RNA, 3678 nt
Organism: Suricata suricatta (meerkat)
Lineage: Eukaryota; Metazoa; Chordata; Mammalia; Carnivora; Herpestidae
Gene: TFCP2
Product: transcription factor CP2
Exons: 15
Coding region: 691-2217 (508 amino acids)
Biological process (GO): positive regulation of transcription by RNA polymerase II
Cellular component (GO): nucleus
Molecular function (GO): RNA polymerase II cis-regulatory region sequence-specific DNA binding; DNA-binding transcription activator activity, RNA polymerase II-specific
Source: RefSeq, a predicted model, not a curated record
CCAUGAUUGGUUGGCGCUGGGGCGGCGGGCGGUGGGGGUCCUUGGCAAGUCUAGGUUUCCAGCCGGUGCUGGACUUUCCCUUUCCAUGUUCCAAGGCUGUGGGGGACUGCAGAGGGUGGGGAGUCAGCUCGGCGGAGACCUGGAUUUGGUUCUAAGAGCCGCGGGGUUGAGAAGGGGUGACCGGAAGUGAUUUUAGGACUGACCGGAAGCGAGGCCUGGAGGGGAAAGGGAGAGCGGGUCCCGGGAGGGAGGGGGGCUUCCAGGAGGAGGGGACGGGGAGAAAGGUGCGAAAGCGCCGUGGGAGCGCCGGGUAGGCAGUGGGGUCGCUGCUGCUGAUCUGUUUGGGAGGCAGCGAGUGACCACCACGAACUCAAGGGGAGAGCCCAAGCAGUGGGAGUGCGGGAGUCUAGGGCUGCCUCUGGGGAAUCUGGAAUAGCUAAGCCCAGGGGCCCUCGCACGUCUCCAAAGAGCUGGGUGGGAGAGAUUUUGGAAGUCGAGGCAGGACCUGGGAACCGAGGGUAAGGUGGUUUAGUUGUGCGGGCAGUGUGGUUCAGGCUUGCGGGUGGCCGGUGGGGACGGCGUGGGAGAACCUGGUUUGGAGUUUUCCACAGUCUUGCCCCCACUGGGUAGAAUCCCACUACUUGCCUUUGUACAAGAAACGGUGUCUCCCGGGGCAAGAAAGGAGCCAGCAUGGCCUGGGCUCUGAAGCUGCCUCUGGCCGAUGAAGUGAUUGAAUCUGGGCUGGUGCAGGACUUUGAUGCUAGUCUGUCCGGGAUCGGCCAGGAACUGGGUGCUGGUGCCUAUAGCAUGAGUGAUGUCCUUGCAUUGCCCAUUUUUAAGCAAGAAGAAUCAAGUUUGCCCCCUGAUAAUGAGAAUAAAAUCCUACCUUUUCAAUAUGUGCUUUGUGCUGCCACCUCUCCAGCAGUGAAGCUCCAUGAUGAGACCCUGACAUAUCUCAAUCAAGGACAGUCCUAUGAAAUUCGUAUGCUAGACAAUAGGAAACUUGGAGAACUUCCAGAAAUUAAUGGCAAGUUGGUGAAGAGCAUAUUCCGGGUAGUGUUCCAUGACCGCCGACUACAAUACACUGAACAUCAGCAGCUGGAGGGCUGGAGGUGGAACCGACCUGGAGAUAGAAUUCUUGACAUUGAUAUCCCAAUGUCUGUGGGUAUAAUCGAUCCUAGGGCUAAUCCAACCCAACUGAACACAGUGGAGUUCCUGUGGGACCCGGCAAAGAGGACAUCUGUGUUUAUUCAGGUGCACUGCAUUAGCACAGAGUUCACUAUGAGGAAGCAUGGUGGAGAAAAGGGAGUGCCGUUCCGCGUACAGAUUGAUACCUUCAAGGAAAAUGAAAACGGGGAAUAUACUGAGCACUUACACUCAGCCAGCUGCCAGAUCAAAGUCUUCAAGCCCAAAGGUGCAGACAGAAAGCAAAAAACAGAUAGGGAAAAAAUGGAGAAACGAACACCUCAUGAAAAGGAGAAAUAUCAGCCUUCCUAUGAGACAACGAUACUCACAGAGUGUUCUCCAUGGCCUGAGAUCACAUAUGUCAAUAACUCCCCAUCACCUGGCUUCAACAGUUCCCACAGCAGUUUUUCUCUUGGGGAAGGAAAUGGUUCACCAAACCACCAGCCAGAGCCUCCCCCUCCAGUCACAGAUGUAAGUCUAAAGUUAAAUAACCUCUUGCCAACAACCACACCUCAGGAAGCUCAGCAGUGGUUGCAUCGAAAUCGAUUUUCUACGUUCACAAGGCUUUUUACAAACUUCUCAGGGGCAGAUUUAUUGAAACUAACUAGAGAUGAUGUGAUCCAAAUCUGUGGCCCUGCAGAUGGAAUCAGACUUUUUAAUGCAUUAAAAGGCCGGAUGGUGCGCCCAAGGCUAACCAUUUAUGUUUGUCAGGAAUCCCUGCAGUUGAGGGAACAACAGCAGCAGCAGCAGCAGCAGCAGCAGAAGCGUGAGGACGGAGACUCAAAUGGGACUUUCUUUGUGUACCACGCCAUCUAUCUAGAAGAGCUGACCGCUGUUGAACUGACAGAAAAAAUUGCUCAGCUUUUCAGCAUUUCCCCUCGCCAGAUCAGCCAGAUCUACAAGCAGGGGCCAACAGGAAUCCAUGUGCUCAUUAGCGAUGAGAUGAUACAGAACUUUCAGGAAGAAGCCUGUUUUAUUCUGGACACAAUGAAAGCAGAAACGAAUGAUAGUUAUCACAUCAUACUGAAGUAGGUGCGGGGCGUCCCAUCCUCUGGCUGCUGCUUCCUUCACCUCUUGGAAGCUUCCCCCAUGCAGGGAAGUGCUUGCUAAUGGAGAUAUGAAGGUCCGCAGGAGCCUGACCCGUCUGACUGUGUGUGGGGGAGUCCAGGCCGUGGAGGCAGCAUCCAGCCAUCUGUCAGCCCAAGCUCUUGGGCACACACAGAUUCUUGCCCAACACCCACUUCUGCAGCUGUCUCUUAGUUUAAAUUUAUGGACCCUGUUGUUGUUGAAUAUUAUUAGAAACUCCACACCGUUUAGGGUGUCUGUAGGGCAAAAUGAUGAUGAGAAUUGUGUGAUGCUUAAUGGAAAGAUGUUAAAUUUUGUGAUAUGGAGCCAUGUAAUUUUUUUCUAAUAUAAAAGCGAACAUCUAUAUUCCUAAGACUAGAUCCUCAGUCUCUUUGCAUCAUACAUACUGGCUUUUGGCACAUUUGGCCCCUGGAAACCCCACCAAAGAGGAGAAAUGCAGAGGUAGAAUAGAAUUUUCUUCUGGUUGCUCUGUACUGGCAAGACUAAUAGUAAUUUUAGCUAACCUUUACUGAGCAUUUGCUUGUGGCUGGUAGUGUGAUAAAAUCUUUAAGUGGAUUGCCUUGUUUAAAUCCUCUUUAAUAGUCCUACCUGAAGUAGAUAAUGAUGAUCCCUAAUUGAAGGCGAGGAAGUAGAGACAGUAGAGUGGCUAAAGAGCUUGCUGAGUGACGGGCGGCUGAAAGUACUGUCGCCGCAACCCAAGCCCAGGCAGCCUGGCACUUUUUAACUGCCAGCCAUUCCUGCCGCCCUUUGCUGUCCCCUGCGUUUGCCACCGUUUCUGACAGUGGCUCUUCUGCUGGAUAGGACGUAACAACAAUUGAGAUUGAGGAAUCAGCCACUGAAGGGGACAAACCACACCUAAAUAAUGCUGAACAAAUCAAGACCUACAAAAAUCAGCAACAUAGAUGCUUUUAAAGCAUCAUCACUUAUCAGAUUCACAGACUGUGAACUGGUGAAAAGUAGGGGUCAUCUGUAACUCCCCAAAUUCACUGUUCUUGAAUGAGCGCCUCAAACUAUUUAUUAAUGAGCUUAGCUAACUCCUGCUUUCUGUUUUCCCCUCUCUGCAUCUUUUCUUGGUAUAGGAAGUUCUUUCACUCCUGUAGUGUUCUUUUAUAUAAGCUUUUUAAGAAAUUCAUUCCGAUCCCAUCCUAUAUAUUUUUGUUCUUAAAGUGUGUGCGUGUGUGUGCUGUGCGUGUAUGUGGUUACAUGUGUAAGACUGUGGGUCUUAAUUUUUUCACAUGUAGAGUUUUAUCCCUUUACACAUUAUGUUGAGGUGAAAAAGAUAAUGUUCAAAGAUUCUGUAAUAGAUUUGGAUCUGUGCGUGUGUGUGUUUUUAAAGCAUUUGAUAAAGUUUAAAUGUUUUUAUACAGAGAAUUUUGUUCAUUAAAAUCAACCCACAAUAUGGUCUGA